CUCAAAAAUUUCAUAAUCGAAUGUUUUUGAAAAAAAGCUUCCGUAAUGUGUAAAAAUAUACAAAAAAGAUAACAAAAAUACAAUUUUCUUUUUUUCUACCAAUCAAUAUUACGCCUUAAUCUGAAAAUGAUAUUAAAAUGAACAAUCUUCUGUUUCAUUAUUCGAACAUUUUUUAUAUUUCACUUUUGCAAUUUUUUCGAGACAUUCAUAUCCGGUAAAAUUAAAGAAACGUCUUCAAUUAUUCCAUUCAAUUCGUUUAUACAGGCAUCCAAUCUUCUUUUUACAUUCAUUGCAUCAAAUUUUACGUUCUUGUAUAAAUUAAUCUUUUGCAUUUUGUUAUGGAAGUCGGAAAUUAGGUAGUUCCCACGAAUUUCUGCACCACCACUCAUUCGACUUGUCAUCGAGUGUUUGAAUGAUUCACGUUCACCUUUCGCACCUUCUGGUAGAUCCGCUUUAUAUUCGGUCAAUUCGUUUUCUAUCAUUUUGAUUUCUUGCGAUGUUUCCUUUUUAGGUUCAUUUUUAAUUAAUUUGCUCAUCUGACUGCCCUUUCCUCGAACUGCAUUGUCUUCGCCAUGUGCGUAAGUGCCUAAUUGGAAAAUUUGAUCAUUUUUCUGUUUUUUCAUAUUUUUCAAUUUCGGCCUUUCUACAUCAGCAUCAGAAAUUGUGUGAAUAUUACUCUUGGAUGAAAAUUUCAUUUUCUUAUUCAAUCUCAGAUUAUGUACCUCGGUAUGCGAUUCUGUUAUGAAACAAUUUAAAAAGUUUCGUUUCCUUUUACAUUCCAUUCUUAAGUCACACUGAACUCCGUGAGAAAUUUUCUUCUUUCUUCUCUUCCGUACAACAGGCUUACAAUCUGUUACUUGCAAUUUUUCGUUCGUACAAACAUUAUUUAAGUCUUUUACGCGGUUAGACGUUCUAUCAUCGAUUUUCGUAUAUUCUGUCAUAUAAUCAUUUAUCGAAUUAUUUUUAAUGAGACUUGCAAAAACCUUUGAAUUUUCUGAAUCAAUAACUUUAUCAUAUCCUACAUUAUUUGAGGAAAUGUCAAAUUCACUUCUGCAACAUGAAGAAUGUCUGCAAGCAGUUCCAAUUUUCUGAAACAACUUUUCUUCUUUAUCAAGACUGACAUUUUUAAGAGCACUGACCUCGUCUCGCAAUUUUUGUACUUUAAGAUUUACAACAGUUACAAUUUCUGCAAUCUUAUUUAGACUAUUUUCUCCAUCUCGAGCCUUGCAAUAACAACGAUUUGGCGUUGCUUGUUCUGCGUUCGCUGACAUGUUUAUUGCUAUUUUUAUAUGACGACAUAUUAUACGUUCGAAAUAAAACGUCCAAAAUUAUAAAGUCUAUUUUGUAACAUGAAAAAGUAAUUUUUCUUCUGUGUUACAUUGGAUGUUUGUUAUAUUUUUAUAUGAAAAUAGGUUACAGGUCUCUUAUGACAUUAUCAUGAAGUAAAUUGAGAUUCGCACGUAGCUCAUUUGUUCCUGUAUUUAAUUAAAAAAUGCAAUAAAUACAUAUCUUUUUGGAAAUUUCAAACAUGCUACAUGUUUUAUGAGGCGUAAUAUGUCCGAAAAGUAUGUGAAGGAAAUUUUAGAAAAACUGGAAGAAAUUGAGAAACUGCACGGAAAGUUGCGUCGUUUGGUACCUCGCGUAAAGACCUAUGAAUCGGAAGGCACAAAGAGUAAUCAGUUCAUUAUGGAAAAAACGAACGAUAAUACAAGAUAUUUUCUGGAACAAAAUCCUAUCGAUCUCUGCCAGAGAUUAGAAAUUGUAAGAGAAAUGUCCAAGGACUUGACAACCAAAGUAAAAAAAUUAUGCGAACCCAAUACAAAGACCAAGAAAUAUUUCAAAAAGUUUAAACAUUAUUCUAACAACAAAUGGAAAAGUUUCAAAGACUAUUUGUCGACCAUGAAUGCAUCAGACAUUAUCUUCGGAAGAACCUCUUCAAUUCCUAUUCCAAGAGUAAGCCAGAUUUUUGGAAAAAGAAGAUCCACGCUGAGAGAUCUACCAGAACAGUUAUUAGCGAGUUUUGGUUAUUCACGGGAUUCUAACUCUGUAAAUGAGAGUAUAGUGUUAAUACACGACCAUGCUUUAGGUAAAGAUGAACCACAUAAGGUGCAGAAAUUGUCGAUCAUUCCAGACCAGGAAACUGAAACAUUGAGGGUCGUUGCAUCCGCAAGAAGAAUCUCGGUAGGAGGUAGCAAUAAACGGUCUUCGUAAAUCACCAUGAGAAUACAUACGAACAUUCAAUUUGAACAACGAGCAUUUCUCUGAUCAUAUCUAGGACAUUGACGUGAUCAUUUUUUACAAACAAUAUCUAUAACUUCCCUCGUAAUCAACACUUG
Bombus pascuorum is the source of this 2336-nucleotide messenger RNA. RefSeq lists its product as uncharacterized. The coding region runs from base 1543 to 2211 and encodes 222 amino acids. The transcript is spliced from 2 exons. The record is from RefSeq and is a predicted model, not a curated record. NCBI's taxonomy places the organism in Eukaryota, Metazoa, Arthropoda, Insecta, Hymenoptera, Apidae.